Schistocerca cancellata (South American locust) is the source of this 6876-nucleotide messenger RNA. Its product is annotated as mucin-19-like. Lineage: Eukaryota; Metazoa; Arthropoda; Insecta; Orthoptera; Acrididae. Bases 1 to 6876 code for a protein of 2291 amino acids. The record is from RefSeq and is a predicted model, not a curated record. The transcript has 61 exons.
AUGAGGCCAACAUACAUCUCAGUUGAAGUACACGGCACGGUGCCUGGGCUCGGCGGCAGCUCUACAUGGAGGCACCAGCAGCCCAGCCAGGCCGCCGCCGGCACCGGCGCGCCGCAGCGCAAGAAGUCGGCGCCCGCCCUGCAAUGCCCCCUCGGCACGGUGCCUGGGCUCGGCGGCAGCUCUACAUGGAGGCACCAGCAGCCCAGCCAGGCCGCCGCCGGCACCGGCGCGCCGCAGCGCAAGAAGUCGGCGCCCGCCCUGCAAUGCCCCCUCGGCACGGUGCCUGGGCUCGGCGGCAGCUCUACAUGGAGGCACCAGCAGCCCAGCCAGGCCGCCGCCGGCACCGGCGCGCCGCAGCGCAAGAAGUCGGCGCCCGCCCUCGGCACGGUGCCUGGGCUCGGCGGCAGCUCUACAUGGAGGCACCAGCAGCCCAGCCAGGCCGCCGCCGGCACCGGCGCGCCGCAGCGCAAGAAGUCGGCGCCCGCCCUCGGCACGGUGCCUGGGCUCGGCGGCAGCUCUACAUGGAGGCACCAGCAGCCCAGCCAGGCCGCCGCCGGCACCGGCGCGCCGCAGCGCAAGAAGUCGGCGCCCGCCCUCGGCACGGUGCCUGGGCUCGGCGGCAGCUCUACAUGGAGGCACCAGCAGCCCAGCCAGGCCGCCGCCGGCACCGGCGCGCCGCAGCGCAAGAAGUCGGCGCCCGCCCUGCAAUGCCCCCUCGGCACGGUGCCUGGGCUCGGCGGCAGCUCUACAUGGAGGCACCAGCAGCCCAGCCAGGCCGCCGCCGGCACCGGCGCGCCGCAGCGCAAGAAGUCGGCGCCCGCCCUCGGCACGGUGCCUGGGCUCGGCGGCAGCUCUACAUGGAGGCACCAGCAGCCCAGCCAGGCCGCCGCCGGCACCGGCGCGCCGCAGCGCAAGAAGUCGGCGCCCGCCCUCGGCACGGUGCCUGGGCUCGGCGGCAGCUCUACAUGGAGGCACCAGCAGCCCAGCCAGGCCGCCGCCGGCACCGGCGCGCCGCAGCGCAAGAAGUCGGCGCCCGCCCUCGGCACGGUGCCUGGGCUCGGCGGCAGCUCUACAUGGAGGCACCAGCAGCCCAGCCAGGCCGCCGCCGGCACCGGCGCGCCGCAGCGCAAGAAGUCGGCGCCCGCCCUCGGCACGGUGCCUGGGCUCGGCGGCAGCUCUACAUGGAGGCACCAGCAGCCCAGCCAGGCCGCCGCCGGCACCGGCGCGCCGCAGCGCAAGAAGUCGGCGCCCGCCCUCGGCACGGUGCCUGGGCUCGGCGGCAGCUCUACAUGGAGGCACCAGCAGCCCAGCCAGGCCGCCGCCGGCACCGGCGCGCCGCAGCGCAAGAAGUCGGCGCCCGCCCUCGGCACGGUGCCUGGGCUCGGCGGCAGCUCUACAUGGAGGCACCAGCAGCCCAGCCAGGCCGCCGCCGGCACCGGCGCGCCGCAGCGCAAGAAGUCGGCGCCCGCCCUCGGCACGGUGCCUGGGCUCGGCGGCAGCUCUACAUGGAGGCACCAGCAGCCCAGCCAGGCCGCCGCCGGCACCGGCGCGCCGCAGCGCAAGAAGUCGGCGCCCGCCCUCGGCACGGUGCCUGGGCUCGGCGGCAGCUCUACAUGGAGGCACCAGCAGCCCAGCCAGGCCGCCGCCGGCACCGGCGCGCCGCAGCGCAAGAAGUCGGCGCCCGCCCUCGGCACGGUGCCUGGGCUCGGCGGCAGCUCUACAUGGAGGCACCAGCAGCCCAGCCAGGCCGCCGCCGGCACCGGCGCGCCGCAGCGCAAGAAGUCGGCGCCCGCCCUCGGCACGGUGCCUGGGCUCGGCGGCAGCUCUACAUGGAGGCACCAGCAGCCCAGCCAGGCCGCCGCCGGCACCGGCGCGCCGCAGCGCAAGAAGUCGGCGCCCGCCCUCGGCACGGUGCCUGGGCUCGGCGGCAGCUCUACAUGGAGGCACCAGCAGCCCAGCCAGGCCGCCGCCGGCACCGGCGCGCCGCAGCGCAAGAAGUCGGCGCCCGCCCUCGGCACGGUGCCUGGGCUCGGCGGCAGCUCUACAUGGAGGCACCAGCAGCCCAGCCAGGCCGCCGCCGGCACCGGCGCGCCGCAGCGCAAGAAGUCGGCGCCCGCCCUCGGCACGGUGCCUGGGCUCGGCGGCAGCUCUACAUGGAGGCACCAGCAGCCCAGCCAGGCCGCCGCCGGCACCGGCGCGCCGCAGCGCAAGAAGUCGGCGCCCGCCCUCGGCACGGUGCCUGGGCUCGGCGGCAGCUCUACAUGGAGGCACCAGCAGCCCAGCCAGGCCGCCGCCGGCACCGGCGCGCCGCAGCGCAAGAAGUCGGCGCCCGCCCUCGGCACGGUGCCUGGGCUCGGCGGCAGCUCUACAUGGAGGCACCAGCAGCCCAGCCAGGCCGCCGCCGGCACCGGCGCGCCGCAGCGCAAGAAGUCGGCGCCCGCCCUCGGCACGGUGCCUGGGCUCGGCGGCAGCUCUACAUGGAGGCACCAGCAGCCCAGCCAGGCCGCCGCCGGCACCGGCGCGCCGCAGCGCAAGAAGUCGGCGCCCGCCCUCGGCACGGUGCCUGGGCUCGGCGGCAGCUCUACAUGGAGGCACCAGCAGCCCAGCCAGGCCGCCGCCGGCACCGGCGCGCCGCAGCGCAAGAAGUCGGCGCCCGCCCUCGGCACGGUGCCUGGGCUCGGCGGCAGCUCUACAUGGAGGCACCAGCAGCCCAGCCAGGCCGCCGCCGGCACCGGCGCGCCGCAGCGCAAGAAGUCGGCGCCCGCCCUCGGCACGGUGCCUGGGCUCGGCGGCAGCUCUACAUGGAGGCACCAGCAGCCCAGCCAGGCCGCCGCCGGCACCGGCGCGCCGCAGCGCAAGAAGUCGGCGCCCGCCCUCGGCACGGUGCCUGGGCUCGGCGGCAGCUCUACAUGGAGGCACCAGCAGCCCAGCCAGGCCGCCGCCGGCACCGGCGCGCCGCAGCGCAAGAAGUCGGCGCCCGCCCUCGGCACGGUGCCUGGGCUCGGCGGCAGCUCUACAUGGAGGCACCAGCAGCCCAGCCAGGCCGCCGCCGGCACCGGCGCGCCGCAGCGCAAGAAGUCGGCGCCCGCCCUCGGCACGGUGCCUGGGCUCGGCGGCAGCUCUACAUGGAGGCACCAGCAGCCCAGCCAGGCCGCCGCCGGCACCGGCGCGCCGCAGCGCAAGAAGUCGGCGCCCGCCCUCGGCACGGUGCCUGGGCUCGGCGGCAGCUCUACAUGGAGGCACCAGCAGCCCAGCCAGGCCGCCGCCGGCACCGGCGCGCCGCAGCGCAAGAAGUCGGCGCCCGCCCUGCAAUGCCCCCUCGGCACGGUGCCUGGGCUCGGCGGCAGCUCUACAUGGAGGCACCAGCAGCCCAGCCAGGCCGCCGCCGGCACCGGCGCGCCGCAGCGCAAGAAGUCGGCGCCCGCCCUGCAAUGCCCCCUCGGCACGGUGCCUGGGCUCGGCGGCAGCUCUACAUGGAGGCACCAGCAGCCCAGCCAGGCCGCCGCCGGCACCGGCGCGCCGCAGCGCAAGAAGUCGGCGCCCGCCCUCGGCACGGUGCCUGGGCUCGGCGGCAGCUCUACAUGGAGGCACCAGCAGCCCAGCCAGGCCGCCGCCGGCACCGGCGCGCCGCAGCGCAAGAAGUCGGCGCCCGCCCUGCAAUGCCCCCUCGGCACGGUGCCUGGGCUCGGCGGCAGCUCUACAUGGAGGCACCAGCAGCCCAGCCAGGCCGCCGCCGGCACCGGCGCGCCGCAGCGCAAGAAGUCGGCGCCCGCCCUCGGCACGGUGCCUGGGCUCGGCGGCAGCUCUACAUGGAGGCACCAGCAGCCCAGCCAGGCCGCCGCCGGCACCGGCGCGCCGCAGCGCAAGAAGUCGGCGCCCGCCCUCGGCACGGUGCCUGGGCUCGGCGGCAGCUCUACAUGGAGGCACCAGCAGCCCAGCCAGGCCGCCGCCGGCACCGGCGCGCCGCAGCGCAAGAAGUCGGCGCCCGCCCUCGGCACGGUGCCUGGGCUCGGCGGCAGCUCUACAUGGAGGCACCAGCAGCCCAGCCAGGCCGCCGCCGGCACCGGCGCGCCGCAGCGCAAGAAGUCGGCGCCCGCCCUCGGCACGGUGCCUGGGCUCGGCGGCAGCUCUACAUGGAGGCACCAGCAGCCCAGCCAGGCCGCCGCCGGCACCGGCGCGCCGCAGCGCAAGAAGUCGGCGCCCGCCCUCGGCACGGUGCCUGGGCUCGGCGGCAGCUCUACAUGGAGGCACCAGCAGCCCAGCCAGGCCGCCGCCGGCACCGGCGCGCCGCAGCGCAAGAAGUCGGCGCCCGCCCUCGGCACGGUGCCUGGGCUCGGCGGCAGCUCUACAUGGAGGCACCAGCAGCCCAGCCAGGCCGCCGCCGGCACCGGCGCGCCGCAGCGCAAGAAGUCGGCGCCCGCCCUGCAAUGCCCCCUCGGCACGGUGCCUGGGCUCGGCGGCAGCUCUACAUGGAGGCACCAGCAGCCCAGCCAGGCCGCCGCCGGCACCGGCGCGCCGCAGCGCAAGAAGUCGGCGCCCGCCCUGCAAUGCCCCCUCGGCACGGUGCCUGGGCUCGGCGGCAGCUCUACAUGGAGGCACCAGCAGCCCAGCCAGGCCGCCGCCGGCACCGGCGCGCCGCAGCGCAAGAAGUCGGCGCCCGCCCUGCAAUGCCCCCUCGGCACGGUGCCUGGGCUCGGCGGCAGCUCUACAUGGAGGCACCAGCAGCCCAGCCAGGCCGCCGCCGGCACCGGCGCGCCGCAGCGCAAGAAGUCGGCGCCCGCCCUCGGCACGGUGCCUGGGCUCGGCGGCAGCUCUACAUGGAGGCACCAGCAGCCCAGCCAGGCCGCCGCCGGCACCGGCGCGCCGCAGCGCAAGAAGUCGGCGCCCGCCCUGCAAUGCCCCCUCGGCACGGUGCCUGGGCUCGGCGGCAGCUCUACAUGGAGGCACCAGCAGCCCAGCCAGGCCGCCGCCGGCACCGGCGCGCCGCAGCGCAAGAAGUCGGCGCCCGCCCUGCAAUGCCCCCUCGGCACGGUGCCUGGGCUCGGCGGCAGCUCUACAUGGAGGCACCAGCAGCCCAGCCAGGCCGCCGCCGGCACCGGCGCGCCGCAGCGCAAGAAGUCGGCGCCCGCCCUGCAAUGCCCCCUCGGCACGGUGCCUGGGCUCGGCGGCAGCUCUACAUGGAGGCACCAGCAGCCCAGCCAGGCCGCCGCCGGCACCGGCGCGCCGCAGCGCAAGAAGUCGGCGCCCGCCCUGCAAUGCCCCCUCGGCACGGUGCCUGGGCUCGGCGGCAGCUCUACAUGGAGGCACCAGCAGCCCAGCCAGGCCGCCGCCGGCACCGGCGCGCCGCAGCGCAAGAAGUCGGCGCCCGCCCUGCAAUGCCCCCUCGGCACGGUGCCUGGGCUCGGCGGCAGCUCUACAUGGAGGCACCAGCAGCCCAGCCAGGCCGCCGCCGGCACCGGCGCGCCGCAGCGCAAGAAGUCGGCGCCCGCCCUGCAAUGCCCCCUCGGCACGGUGCCUGGGCUCGGCGGCAGCUCUACAUGGAGGCACCAGCAGCCCAGCCAGGCCGCCGCCGGCACCGGCGCGCCGCAGCGCAAGAAGUCGGCGCCCGCCCUGCAAUGCCCCCUCGGCACGGUGCCUGGGCUCGGCGGCAGCUCUACAUGGAGGCACCAGCAGCCCAGCCAGGCCGCCGCCGGCACCGGCGCGCCGCAGCGCAAGAAGUCGGCGCCCGCCCUGCAAUGCCCCCUCGGCACGGUGCCUGGGCUCGGCGGCAGCUCUACAUGGAGGCACCAGCAGCCCAGCCAGGCCGCCGCCGGCACCGGCGCGCCGCAGCGCAAGAAGUCGGCGCCCGCCCUGCAAUGCCCCCUCGGCACGGUGCCUGGGCUCGGCGGCAGCUCUACAUGGAGGCACCAGCAGCCCAGCCAGGCCGCCGCCGGCACCGGCGCGCCGCAGCGCAAGAAGUCGGCGCCCGCCCUGCAAUGCCCCCUCGGCACGGUGCCUGGGCUCGGCGGCAGCUCUACAUGGAGGCACCAGCAGCCCAGCCAGGCCGCCGCCGGCACCGGCGCGCCGCAGCGCAAGAAGUCGGCGCCCGCCCUGCAAUGCCCCCUCGGCACGGUGCCUGGGCUCGGCGGCAGCUCUACAUGGAGGCACCAGCAGCCCAGCCAGGCCGCCGCCGGCACCGGCGCGCCGCAGCGCAAGAAGUCGGCGCCCGCCCUCGGCACGGUGCCUGGGCUCGGCGGCAGCUCUACAUGGAGGCACCAGCAGCCCAGCCAGGCCGCCGCCGGCACCGGCGCGCCGCAGCGCAAGAAGUCGGCGCCCGCCCUGCAAUGCCCCCUCGGCACGGUGCCUGGGCUCGGCGGCAGCUCUACAUGGAGGCACCAGCAGCCCAGCCAGGCCGCCGCCGGCACCGGCGCGCCGCAGCGCAAGAAGUCGGCGCCCGCCCUGCAAUGCCCCCUCGGCACGGUGCCUGGGCUCGGCGGCAGCUCUACAUGGAGGCACCAGCAGCCCAGCCAGGCCGCCGCCGGCACCGGCGCGCCGCAGCGCAAGAAGUCGGCGCCCGCCCUGCAAUGCCCCCUCGGCACGGUGCCUGGGCUCGGCGGCAGCUCUACAUGGAGGCACCAGCAGCCCAGCCAGGCCGCCGCCGGCACCGGCGCGCCGCAGCGCAAGAAGUCGGCGCCCGCCCUGCAAUGCCCCCUGUCGCUGCAUAUUCCACCCGCCUUAUAUCCUCCCCAUCGGCACGGUGCCUGGGCUCGGCGGCAGCUCUACAUGGAGGCACAGCAGCCCAGCCAGGCCGCCGCCGGCACCGGCGCGCCGCAGCGCAAGAAGUCGGCGCCCGCCCUGCAAUGCCCCCUGCCGCUGCAUAUUCCACCCGCCUUAUAA